AUGGCAGUUAUAACAUGGUCGGAAGUUCGAACAUUACGUGAACGUCUUAGUGACAAUGAACAUGAAGUUAAUGAUGCGAUAUUCUCUAUAAAGGCAAUUCCAAUUAAUAAUUAUGAUCAUAGUAUAAAUUCUUCAUUACAUGAAUCAAUAGUUCAAGAAAAUACUCGUUUAAAAGAACGUAUUGAUGAAUUUAUAUUUAAUGAGAAAAAUCUUACUGAAUUAAAUGAAGAUUUACAACGUAGAAUUCAAGAAUAUGAAUAUCGAUUACAACGUCAUGAUAGUAGUAGUAGUAGUAGUACUAGUUCAAAUGAAACAGUUAUAACAACUAGUACUCAUAUGGAAACACUUCGAAAUUUAACAAAUGAAGCUGACGCAUCACAAAGAAAAUAUGAAGAUUUAGAAGAAAAAUAUGAAUAUGAAAAACAUGAAUUACAAACAAUGAUUGAACAAUUACGUGAGGAUGUUAUUGAUUUAGAUAAAACAAAACAAUUGUAUAUUGAUGUUUGUCAGGAGAAAAAUACAAUUGAAGAUACAUUACGAACAAAAUUUGAAUUUGAAUUAAAAACAAAAUUAGAUGAUUUAUAUAAAAUACUUGAACAAGACUAUAAUGAAAAGCUUUUAUUAUAUACAUCUGAUCCAAAAAAUAUCAAACCAGGAACAAUUAAUAAAGAUUUAGAACAAUCAUUAACAAGAUCGUAUGAAGAAAAUAAAAGACUAAAAGUUGAACACGAUAAACAAAUUACAGAAUUAAACAAUGAACUUGAUAGAUUAAGAACGAAUGAUGAUGCUAAAAAUCGUUUAAUCUAUAUUGAAAAAGAAUUUGAACAAUUAAAACAAGAUUAUUCGAAUUUAAAUCUAAAACAAAAAGAAUUAUUAAAUACAUGUUCAAUUCUUGAAAAUGAAAAUGAACAAUUCAAACGAGAAAAUGUUCAACUGAAACAAAAUUUUGAAAAAGAAAAAGAAAGAUUUUUAAAUGAAAUCAAACAAUUAAAUGAAUUAGCUGAGUAUCAAAAACAAGAAUUAUCAUCUUUACAUAAUAAUAUUGAUCAUAAUCAUACGAGUUUAAAACAAGAAAAUCUUCAAUUAAAAGAAAAUUUUGACAAUGAAAAAGAAAGAUUUUCAAAUGAAAUUAAACAAUUAAAUGAAUUAAUUGAACAACAAAAACAAGAAUUAUCAUGUUUACAUGAAAAUACUGAUCAUAAUCAUAUGAAUUUAAAACAAGAAAAUCUUCAAUUGAAAGACAAAAUUGACAAUGAAAAAGAAAAAUUUUUAAAUGAAAUUAAACAAUUAAAUGCAUUAACUGAACAACAAAAACAAGAAUUAUCUUCUUUACAUACAAAUAAUGAUGGUAAUCAUAUGAAUCUAAAACAAGAUAUUGAAUCUUUACAAUUACGUAUAAAUAAUUAUGAAAAUGAUAUUACACAAUACGAAGAAUUACGUGUUAAAUUAGAAAAUAAUUUACAAAAGUUAACAAAACAACGCGAUACAUAUAAAAUGGAUUUAAAAUUAACAAGAGAAAUAUUAACAAAUACAGAAAAUGAAUAUAGUCAACUUAAAAUACAUUUUGAUGAAUGUGAAAAACAAUUACAAAAUACUAGAGAACACAUUAAACGAAAUCAGUUACGAUCACCAUUACCAACUAUUCAGGAUACUGAACAUGAAUAUGAGGAAAAAAUACUAUCUCUUGAAUCUGAAAAAUGUAAAUUUGAACAACGUUUACAAGAAGCAAAUCAAGCACUUGAUUUAGCCGAUUCUCAUUUACAACAAGAAAUUCAAAAAAUUAGAUUAAGUCUUGAACAAGAAUAUAAUCGUCGUUAUGAACAUGAUCAAAGACAACAUCAACAUGAGUUAGCACAAUUACGAAAAGAAUUAACUAAUCCAACUGAAAAACAACAUGUUGUUAAUACAUCAAAUAAUAUUUAUCAAGAUACUGAAGAUAUUAAGAAAAUGUAUCGAACAGAAAUUGAUCGUUUAUCUCAUGAAAAUAUUGAAUUAAGUCAACAUCAAGCAAAACUUAUUGAUACUCAUCAAAAACAAAUGCAAAUAAUGAAAAAAGAAUUAGAUGAUGGUUAUAAUAAUGUUAUUAAUGAAUUUCAACAUGAACAAACCCGUUUACAGACACGAUGUGAUCAAUUAAAACAACAAUUAAUAAAUGCACAACAAGUUAUUGAACAAUUAAAAUCCAAUUUAAAUCUAUUAAGACCAAAUCAAUUUGAAUAUGAUGAUAAAAAUCGAAAGGAUAAUUUACAAGCUCGUCUUGAAAAUCUUAUUAAAUUACUUGAACAAUCCAAUGAUGCAUUGAAUCAAGAACGAAUGUUACAUGCUAAACAAGAACAUGAAUAUCAACAAACAAUAUCGUCAUUACAAAAGAAAAUCGCUGAUAUGAUAAAACAACAUAUCGAAGCGGUUGGUGAAAUUAAACGUGAACUUUAUCAUGAACGUUCAACAAAUACAAGACAAAUGGUACCACGACCAACAAGUGUGCCAGAAUUUGCAGAAAACGAUUUGUUAGCAGAUGAUAUGAAAUACAAUUAUCCUACUACUAUUGCAAAAUUACGAGGUAAAAAUCCCAUAUUAAAGAAAACUUUACCAUUCAUUCAACCGAGAGAAAGUUACAACAGCGCUGUAUAUGGACAAUCUCGAAUCCCAAUUAAAAAAACAAAUCCAAAAUGA
This is a messenger RNA of Adineta steineri, 2673 nucleotides long. The record is from the annotation of a GenBank genome assembly. Lineage: Eukaryota; Metazoa; Rotifera; Eurotatoria; Adinetida; Adinetidae.